This is a messenger RNA of Moneuplotes crassus, 933 nucleotides long. Lineage: Eukaryota; Ciliophora; Spirotrichea; Euplotida; Euplotidae. The record is from the annotation of a GenBank genome assembly.
UAAUUGAAAUCUCUCGUUCUAAUGAUUAUCUUCCUAAGUUCCCCCAUUCAAGGUCUCGGUUUUUCAUCAUCAAAAUCUUCUGAAACCUCAGGAUUAAUAAAUAAAUUAUGAAAUGAGCACCAAAUUCUUUGAAGAGUGCUUCUUUUUAGCGAUUAUAUUUUCCAGUACAAUUGGGACGUCUUUGAUAUAGGAGAAAUACAUCAUUUAUUGAUGCUUUUAAGUGUAAGAAAUAUCAAUGAGAGAAAUAAAAUUAUCCUUCUCUACUGUGAUAAAGCAAGAGGAGGAGAGCUACAACAAGCCUUUGUUUGUCUCCUGUAUAGUCAUAUUUUCUUUCUCGAUAUAUGCUUGAAUUCCAUUGUAAAGUCAAAUCUCAAUUUACUAGCAUUUGGGUAGAUAUCAUGUAUUUCACAACAAUAAUUUCUGAGUUAAUUCCUGAAUAACAAGUCCAAGAGAACAAAAGGAGUAUAGAAAGAAUUGAAAGCAUCUAAAAUCUGGAUAAUUAGUUUAGAUACAAAGUAUUCAGAUCAGAUUCUCAGAGAAAAUUACAGAGCUUUAUCCAAAUUUUAAGAUAAAUGAGUAAAAACUAUAGCUUAACUCAUUAUUUCUUUGUAAGAGAUAAAGUAAUGAGCUCAAUAGAGUUAAAAGCUGCUAUAGUCUGAUAUCCUAUCUUCUUUGGAUCAACAACGACAUACUAUAUGACACUGAGCCUCACUACUUAUAACUCAGCACUAAUACUGUCAGACAUCUCUUCAGUGUUUGUAUUCAUAUUUGGAUUUAUGUUGCUUAAUAAUUCUUUUAGCACGCUUAAAUUUAUAGCUGUAGCAAAUUGAGUCAUAGAAGUGGUAAUCAUUUCUUCUGAGGAAGACAAUGUUAAAGCCCCAUUCCCGAUACUUGGGGAUAUUAUCGGAUUCUUGAGUUAUAUUUGACUUGAAC